UGCAUGAGUAGGCGGCGGAAGACACGGGCGGAUCGGAGGGGACAGCCGAUCCAUCCCCCUCCUGCCCGCCGCUUUCGUCUCCUGCCCGCUCCUCUCUCUCUCUCUCUCUCUCUCUCUCUCUCGCUAGCAAUUACGGAGCACUCCCCAUCGAUCGAUUCUUCUCCUCCUCCUCCAGCUCCGGCGGCCACCGCCCGCCCGUCGACGACGACGAUCAAUAUAAUGCAGCAGCAGCAGCAGACCACCACGACGACGACGACGCAACUCCAAACAACAACGCCAAGGCGGAUGAGGCAGCAGGAGGAGGCGGCCGCCAAGGCCACCGAGGACAGCCGCCGCUUCCUCUUCGACGCCGGCAAGCCGCCUCCCUUCCGCAUCGGCGACGUCCGCGCCGCCGUGCCGCCUCACUGCUGGCGCAAGAGCCCCCUGCGCUCGCUGUCCUACGUGGCGCGGGACGUGGCCGUGGUGGCGGUGCUGGCCAUGGCGGCGGCGGCGCUCGACAGCUGGGCGCUCUGGCCGAUCUACUGGGCGGCGCAGGGGACAAUGUUCUGGGCGCUCUUCGUCCUCGGACACGACUGUGGUCACGGGAGCUUCUCUGACAGCGCGACUCUCAACAGCGCGGUGGGGCAUCUCCUCCACUCCUUCAUCCUCGUCCCCUACCAUGGAUGGAGGAUCAGCCACAGAACGCACCAUCAGAACCACGGCCACAUUGAAAGGGACGAGUCAUGGCACCCGAUCACGGAGAAGCUGUACCGGCAGCUUGAACCACGCACCAAGAAGCUACGGUUCACCGUCCCGUUCCCGCUCCUGGCAUUCCCCGUCUACCUCUGGUACAGGAGCCCUGGCAAGAACGGAUCUCACUUUCUUCCCAGCAGCGACCUGUUCAGCCCCAAGGAGCGGGCUGAUGUAAUGCUCUCAACCACCUGCUGGUGCAUCAUGCUCGCCUCGCUGCUCGCCAUGGCGUGCGCCUUCGGACCAGCCCAGGUGAUCAAGCUGUACGGCGUCCCAUACCUUGUGUUUGUGAUGUGGCUUGACCUGGUGACCUACCUGCACCACCAUGGCAGCCACGAGCGCCUCCCCUGGUACCGCGGCGAGGAGUGGAGCUACCUGCGCGGGGGGCUCACCACCGUGGACAGGGACUACGGCUGGAUCAACAAGAUCCACCACGACAUCGGCACCCAUGUCAUCCACCACCUCUUCCCCCAGAUCCCGCACUACCAUCUCGUCGAAGCCACCGAGGCAGCGAGGCCGGUGCUGGGCAGAUACUACCGGGAGCCACAGAAGUCAGCAGGGCCGCUGCCGCUUCACCUCUUUGGCGUGCUCCUGAGGAGCCUCAGAGUGGACCACUUUGUCAGCGACCACGGGGAUGUCGUCUACUACCAAACUGACCACACCUUGAACACCCAAGACCAGAAGCAAAAGUAGCCUGUCGUGAUUCUGCAGGUGGAAACGACCAAGGAAAUCCUGAUAGAUGAAUGAUAGCUAGCAUAGAAAAGUAGAACAAAUAAUUUAAGCAAGCUAAGCAUAUUGAUAUACAAUACAAAUAUAUUUGCGGAUUGAUUGAGAGCUUGCUAGAUCUCUGUAUCAUUUGUUCCGAACCGAACUAUAUAUAUUUUUGGCUGGGUGCUCAUCUGUCUGGUUCGGGUCA
Messenger RNA from Panicum hallii, 1645 nucleotides. Its product is annotated as fatty acid desaturase DES3-like. The record is from RefSeq and is a predicted model, not a curated record. The transcript has 7 exons. Gene Ontology annotation, molecular function: oxidoreductase activity, acting on paired donors, with oxidation of a pair of donors resulting in the reduction of molecular oxygen to two molecules of water. Gene Ontology annotation, biological process: lipid metabolic process. NCBI's taxonomy places the organism in Eukaryota, Viridiplantae, Streptophyta, Magnoliopsida, Poales, Poaceae. Bases 4 to 1422 code for a protein of 472 amino acids.